CAAGGAGGUAAAAGUACAGAUCAAAGUUUAUAACAAGAUGUCGAAAGUAAUAAUACAAUGAAGAUAACGACCGGCACAGCAAUAGAAUAAAGAAAUGUGUCCGCAAAGGUGAUAUAAGAAGAAAAUGGCCAUCUACAAACUGCCAUUACACAUUUGCAACUCAAUAAAGCAGUACUGGAUAUCAAAUGUAUCAAAUUUAAUAACAAAAUUACUGAAAGUUAUACAGAGUAGAACAGUGAAAUGGAGAUGCAAAUUAGAAUCUCAGGAGAAGCUUACCUUAAUAGUACUAUUAGUUUUGCUGCUAAGUGUUAAUUCAAGUGGUAACAGUUAUAGUGGUGGUAGGAAUUCGAUGCUAAGGACCAGAAUUAUAGGUACUAGAUACGGUAAAUUACAAGGUGUUAUACUCCCUAUGGAUCAACAUAAGUAUUUAAAACCUGUGGAGGCUUAUUUAGGAGUCCCCUAUGCAACACCACCCACAGGAUCAAAUAGGUUUGCUCCAACUCGAGCUCCAGCACCCUGGGACGACGUAAGAACCGUAGAUCAAAUGGGACCAGUCUGUCCGCAAAGGUUACCAGAUAUUUCAAACGAGACGAUUACUUUAGAGAAAAUGCCAAAGGGAAGACUGGAAUAUCUAAGACGAUUGUUGCCAAGGCUAAAAAAUCAAAGCGAAGAUUGUUUGUAUAUGAACAUAUAUACGCCAGUACAGGUUGGGCCGACACUAUUAGCGAAGUAUCCAGUAGUUAUAUUCAUUCACGGAGAGUCGUUUGAGUGGAAUUCCGGCAAUGUGUAUGACGGUGCCGUGCUAGCGAGCUAUGCGGGCCUUGUGGUCAUCACUAUCAACUACCGCCUUGGAAUUUUGGGGUUCCUCAAUGCAAAUCCAAUACCGCAUCUAAAGGCGCGAGUGGCGAACUACGGUUUAAUGGACCAAAUCGCAGCAUUACACUGGGUGCAGCAGAAUAUAGCGCUGUUUGGUGGAGACCCCGGAAACGUGACAAUGCUGGGCCAUGGUUCGGGCGCUGCGUGUAUCAACUUCCUCAUGAUCUCACCUACAGUUGUGACUGGUCUUUUCCAUCGAGCAAUUCUACUGUCUGGCUCAGCACUGAGCUUAUGGGCCCUUGUAGAAGACCCCGUCAGCUUUUCCGUCCAACUUGCUAAACAAUCCAAUUGCACAAUCCCAGAGGACGUCGUUAAGGAUCACGAGCUAAUCGUCGACUGCCUUAGAGAAGUACCCCUUCAAGAACUGAUGUCCGCGGAAAUUAAUACACCCAGUUACCUCACAGCUUUCGGGCCAUCUGUCGAUGGUGUGGUAGUAAAGACUGAUUAUGCAAAAGAGUUACUAACUUACUUCAUACCGAACGACCUCCAAGGAUUCACCAGCGUAUCCGGCGUAAAUAACAUCAAGGCGGACAAAAGAAGUGGAGAUAGGAUAUUCGGGAUAAGAGGCGGGCAGAAUAAAUAUGAUCUGCUAUUUGGCGUGGUAACGAGUGAGGCUCUCUGGAAAUUCUCGGCUCAGGAUAUACAAAACGGUUUCGAGGGUGAAAGGCGGGACAGAAUAAUAAGGACUUACGUAAGAAACGCCUACACAUAUCAUUUGAGUGAAAUAUUUUUCACCAUAGUCAACGAAUACACAGAUUGGGAGAGGACAGUUCAGCAUCCAAUCAACACCAGAGAUGCAGCAGUGUUAGCACUGUCGGAUGCCCAGUACGUCGCUCCACUGGUACAGACAGGCGAUUUCCUCAGUGUAAGCAAGAGCUCUGUAGGAUCUGGGCCAAACACAUUCUUCUACGUGUUCGAUUAUCAAACGAAAGAUGGAGAUUAUCCUCAGCGUAUGGGUUCCGUACACGGGGAAGAGCUGCCGUAUUUAUUCGGCGCGCCAUUAGUGGAGGGACUUGGCCACUUUCCCAAAAACUACUCCAAGUCUGAAGUGGCCUUAUCUGAAGCGUUUAUCCUGUAUAUAGCUAAUUUUGUUAGGACUGGAAAUCCAAACGAGGCGCAACGGCAAGAAGCCGUGCUUCCAAUAUCUAGAGAGCGAAACAAAUUCAAGAGCAUAUUUUGGGACGAAUACGAUACACUACAUCAGAAGUAUUUAGAAAUAGGGAUGAAGCCCCGCAUGAAAAAUCAUUACCGAGCCCACCAGCUGUCCGUUUGGUUGCGGCUAAUCCCGGAAAUCCAUCGCGCCGGGAUGAAGGACGUCGUCGCGAAACACAACCUAUUCCGUAACCACAACGACCCGGAACUGUACGACGGCUUAGUGCGGCCCGAUCCCCUCACACGGUCCAACUUCUACGACCCGACGCUCGAACUGUAUCGCCGGCCGUACAACGUUAGCCUCGACAUACCUACAACUACCAUCGAGACUUACGUAACCACUUGCAUCAAUGUCAUGUCGCCCCGACCCGACUCACUUGUCACUCAAAGCCAGACCAACAAUUCUCGCCCUCAAGACGUAUCCAAUUCAGAGGCAGCCGGCUAUACAGCCUAUUCCACAGCCCUAAGCGUCACAAUAGCUAUAGGCUGCUCGCUAUUAAUCUUAAACGUACUUAUCUUCGCCGGAGUUUAUUACCAAAGAGAUAAGACAAGAUUGCAAGUGAAAGCGUUACAGCAGCAAAAGAGGAAUCACAAUUCAACGUUUGAUAGCGUCUCGUCGAAACAUCCACAUUAUUUCGUCGGCCACUCUCAAAGUUCGAGCACGAUUGUCGACAUCGAUCAUCAGGACAAGAACGCAAUUAUAGCUAUGACGAAUCGAGUUCCGCACUUCACGAAUUCCAACUGUCCGAAUGUAUGUCACACAGGAAUUCAAAUGUCCAGUUUGACGCAAAAGUCUAGUCCGACUAGCAGAGGACAGUGCACGACUUUGCCGAGAAAAGUCGGCUUCAGCUACCAAAAUCAGAUUUGCAACGCGUCGAAUUGUAUGACGUUACCAAAGAAUGCUACUUUUAUGAGCGGUGCGAACUUGCCUGACGUACAGGCUCAAACCGGUCAGCUGCAAACGCCAGGGAACGGAUCGGUUCCCUCGUCAUCCCCACCGUCACAGCACUUCUCGCAGAAAUCCCGGGUCCCUCAAGCGGCCAUGUCCGAAAUGAACGUAUGAGAAAUGGAGGAUAUUUACAAUUAUGUCUAAAGUGAAAGUGAAUAUCGUGAAAUGGACACGUGUUAACAUUGCUGGCACUCAACAACACAUAGUUGUGAAUAUCAUGUGAAAAUACCGUGUAAAUAAACUGUAAGUUUGGAAAGUAACAGGUACGUUUUAAGGUUUAGAUAAUAUGUAUCAUGAUUAAUAUUACAUCAUUCGUAUGUACGUAUAUUUAAUGAG
Molecule: messenger RNA, 3313 nt
Organism: Pararge aegeria (speckled wood butterfly)
Lineage: Eukaryota; Metazoa; Arthropoda; Insecta; Lepidoptera; Nymphalidae
Product: neuroligin-4, Y-linked-like
Exons: 10
Coding region: 125-3091 (988 amino acids)
Biological process (GO): presynaptic membrane assembly; neuron cell-cell adhesion; chemical synaptic transmission
Cellular component (GO): cell surface; postsynaptic membrane; synapse
Molecular function (GO): neurexin family protein binding; signaling receptor activity
Source: RefSeq, a predicted model, not a curated record